This is a messenger RNA of Astyanax mexicanus (Mexican tetra), 4952 nucleotides long. It is a transcript of the gene lingo2b, whose product is annotated as leucine rich repeat and Ig domain containing 2b. The record is from RefSeq and is a predicted model, not a curated record. The coding region runs from base 698 to 2269 and encodes 523 amino acids. Lineage: Eukaryota; Metazoa; Chordata; Actinopteri; Characiformes; Acestrorhamphidae. Gene Ontology annotation, molecular function: protein binding. The transcript has 11 exons.
CCCUACACCCCCCCACACACACUCACCUGCAGAAUCAUAGCUCCUCUCUGCUCAUCACCCUCUGUGUUUGGCAAAACGUCCGACACUCUCUCUCGCUCACACACACACACACACACAAGAGCACGUCACACUUUCUGAGUAAGUGUGCGCUUCAGAGCAACGGGCAGAGAGAAAGAGAGAGAGAUACAGAGGGAGGGGGAACUAGAGAGACAGAGAAACAGAGAAAAAGCUACAGAGGGAGACAGAAAGAAAGAUAUAGAGAAAGAGAUAGAAAGAGAGACUUACAGAAAGAGAGGAGGAUAGGGAAAGAGAGAGAGAUAUAGAAGUAGAGCAAGAAAGAGAGAGAUACAGAGGACGAUACAUAUAUAGAUAGAUAGAAAAAGAGUCAGUGAGUAAGAGAGAGAGAGAGAGAGUGAGGGAGGGGAUAAAGUCUUAUUGUUCUCGAGCAGCGUGUAUUGGAGGUGUGGCAUCUUCCGGGCGUUGUCGUGGAGACGGAAGGCUGCCCGGGCACUGUUCUCUCGCUCUCUCUCUCUCUGAGCUGAUCACCAAGACACUGAUCGUGGGGAGGCUGAUCCUUAUGGCAAGAUCCGCAGCCACAGUCACGCGUGAUACCCCCUACCUUUGGUUUGGAUCUCCCACCAACAACCAAUAGAAGAAUCGUAAUUUAUAGCCUACCUGUGGGCCUACACCUUUUCAAAUGGAAGAAGCCCCCAAAAUACUGGUGACCCUGCUACUAGAUGGCAGGGAGAUAUGCAAGAAGAUACAUCAUCUCAACAGUGCUGCAGAAAUAAUCGAUGGCUGCAAGCACUUAUUACCUUGUACUGCCGAAUUUCAUAGAAUUCUAAAAUUCAAUCCUGAUUUUAACGAAUAUAUCGACACAGACCUUAACGACAGUGUCCAAAGCUUUGACAAGUUUCAAGUUUUGUUCAACUCAAUCACGCCAAGUGGAACACUGCAGUGGGCUGGGCAGCUUAAUACAGAUGCCGCUGGUCCGAGUAACCAAAUAAAGGUUGGGCCACUCAAUAGAGAUGUAGCUGGUUCAAAUAAUCAACAGCAGCAUGGUCAAGGUCCAGUUAAUGCAGACAGACUGAGAGCGCUCAUUCAGAUCAAAGGACCGAGCAUACUGGCUGAUUAUGAAGCUUCAGGAACGCUGUCUGAGACAUCACGAAAACUUCUGGUGAAGAUUGGUGUCGGUGACCUGGUGGAGCAGAGAGGAUUUUACCCGUCAAAUGAGGAAAAACUGAUGUUAGCAAAGAAUGUAGUAACAUUGUUCCCAUCACUGAAGAUUAAGAUGGGAGAAGAGAAUGAAGGAUUUGAGCACUUCUUCGACCCAGUUUCCCACAGUGGAUUUAUUGAAAUUAAACUGAGAAAUCUACGAAGAAGCCUUCACGAUAGUCAGCGACGCUACCGCCGCAAGCGGACCGUGCCCAGCAAUACAUCGUUCCAUCCAGUUUCCACCCCCCUGCAAACACCUGCAGAAGAGGAAGAGGAGUCCACGGUGGAGUGGAUGACAGCAAUGAAAAGGAUGAAGCCAUCUCACGAGAACUUCUCAACCAUCAAACUGGGCAUGGAGAAAACAUUUGACAGCCGCAGGUUCUGGAUUGUAAACAGCUCGCCGACAGCGGAAGAGAUUUUUCAGCAAUACCCUCAUUUUAUAGACAUGCCAUACUUGCUUGACAUUGAAUUUGAGAAAAUGUAUCCGGGGAAGGCUGAUCUGUUCCUUCAAAAAUGGGAAGGAAGUAUUGUUCCAAAAUUACUGAAGAUGGCCACAAUGAAAGACAAUCCCACUUUCCUGCCCUCCACCGCUGAGAGUGAUGGGCCAUGCUUCAGAGCUCUUCAGAUGCUCACGUAUCUUUUGCCUCCUACUGCGUCUGGAAGGGGAAAAGGCUGGACUAAAUGCAGUGUGAAAUCAGCCAUAUCUUAUAUCUUGGACAUUAAGCCGCCUGGAUCAAGCGGUUCCAGACACCUGGAUCCUGACAGAGCGGUGAAAAAUCAGCAACCUCACCUCCUGUGUUUAGGCGACCCCAGCACUACAGCUCAGUACAUCAUCGUGGCAGAGAACAACAAAGUUGCCAUUCCUCUUGAAGAUAAUAGUUUGACGUGCGCCAUUGACAAACUGUUUAAAAUGUAUUGUGUUUGUAACCUGGCGUAUCCUGCACAACUCACAUCAGUCUUUAAUUUCUUUGAGCAUAUUUAUGAUAUGCCUAUCUCUGGUGGGAAGAGAUGCAAAGUGGUGGAGCUUAUUGCAAGGAUCCAAGCUAUGCUAUGAGACAUACUGCUACAUUUCAAAAGUAUUGAAGCAAGGGUUUGUUAUGACAGAACCUGUCAUGCUUAGUCAUCCUACGUAGGUUAGGUUAUACUUUAUUGAUCUGCAUUCAGGGGAAGUGGGGCAGUCAUUUUGUUGUCGUACUGUGCCCAGCAUAGAAGCAGCACAGCAUGGCCAGGUUAGGUUUCUUGACUAAGGGCGUGACUUAAUAAAUAUACCCAGAGAGUAUUUGGUAUUUUUAAACCCAUGACUGGUGUAUUUUGCUUACGACUAGGCUAAAUGCCAUUCUUUACUUAGUGUUAUUGAGGAUUUAUGUCUUAACUCUGUGCACAACAUCUGAAACAUGGUUCAAUUUAAAUGCGUUUUAUCUGUGAAGAAAUAUCUCACUCUAGUGCACUUUAAUAAAUGGUAACAGAAUGGUAUGCUUUUCCUCCGGUACAGUCAGUUUGGAUCUCUUUGUUCAAGUAUUGUUGAUUUUCUAAGUGAAAAUAGCCUUUUCUCUGCAUCAUAGAGCACAAUCACCUAGAUAUGCACUGAAGUAAACAUUUUUUUACAUUUUUGGUAGAAACCCAAACCAAACUAAAUGAAAAUAAAUACCGAACACACAACUUUUCUACACCUUUUUGUCAUGACUGAAUGAUUAAAAUCCCAAUGUAUUUUGUCUUUCUUUUUAACGAAAAAACAAACCAACAAAGCUUAAUACCUUAGCAGUGUAAUUUUCAUCCAGAAUUUAUUUGAGAAGUGCAAUUCCAGCAAUAAAUGUACCUCAGCAGUGCUAUUCGAGUCACAUGUGUCUUGUUACAAAGGAAUGCAGCCAGUUUUUUUGUAAACAAACAAAUGCUAUGGCUAAGUUACCUCGGUUAGUGUUACUAUCCUAGCCCUGUACAGCUGUUAUCUUUCAUCUGAAAAAACAGCCAGUUUGUAUAAGGGUACAAAACUAUUUAUUACACUUUUUUUUACCUUGUAUUUAUGUAAAUAACGCUCAACAGUUAACUUGCCUGGCAAAUAUUUUCAGUUGCCAAAUAUUCUGUGCUUCCCUGCAUUUUCAAUUUAUUUGCUGAAAUAAACAGAAUUGCUUUAAGUAUAUAAAAGUAAGCAAACAAGCAAUAAUUUCUGCAGCAACUUGUCAAUUUUAAUGAAUUAAAAGAAAGACGGAUAUAAAGUUUAUCCCAGGUAAAUGGAAACAUAUGCAAAAAUGUUCUGACUGAUUUUUACUUACAAAAUCAACAAAAACACACAAAAAACACUGACCAGGGGUGCCCAAAUGUUUGCAUUUGUUUGUAUAGUACCUGGAGAAUCAGCAACAAUCUAAAUCCGAGUGUCUCAAUAAAGUAAAUGUACAGUGUAUUGUGUUGCCUUUUUGCCUUUCCUCUUUGGAAAUUCCUUAAUAAAACAGUGGAGAGGAGCACUGGAGAUGUUGCUCUUCUCCUAGGUGAAAGAUGUACAAUAUUAUUUGCCACAAAUUCACUACCAGUAUAGUCUACUGUAGUUACAGCUACACUAUAUGUGCAAACGUUUGUGGACACCCCUAAUAAUAAAUGCAUUCAGCCACUGUAAAUACACCCAGUGCUGCCACACACACAUUGUGGAGUCCCUGUAAGAAAUACUUCCAAUAGAUUAGGACUCUCUGGAACAAUUAUAAUGGAUCCUUUUGGCACAAUGCCUAGUGAGAGGCAUAGGCCAGAGGGUACACAUCCUCCCAGUAUUUAGCUGUGGAGCAGUGGAACUGUAUUCAGUGAAAAUGAUGGAGAUCUGUCCAGUUCUUUUGGGAUGAGUUGGAGAUAAGGUGAUACGUGGUGUUGGUGAUAAUUGUUCAACAUCCUUGACCUCGCUAACACUCUUGUGGCUGAAUCAGGCAAUCAGAACCUCACAGUAAUGCUCCAGUCUAGUAAAAGAGCUGAUCCAGGCCAGUAGACACAGUUACUCCAACAAAAGCAGAAUAAAAUCCUUCUAAUACCCUUGAUUUCAGAAGAAGCACUGAGCAGCUGUCCCAAUACAUUUGUCCAUAUGGUGUAGGUAAAUAACUGCAAGAUUAUAAACAUACUCAAGAUUAUUUAAAUAGAUACGCCUCUGAUCCAAAACUUCAUUUACUGACUUGUGUACAGUGUUCAAAAUUAAAUAAGGACAAGCUGGUGUGUAUUAUAUUAAUUUUUCUCAGAAUAGAUUAGCCUAAUCAAAUCAAAUUCAGAGCAUGUUCACUUGGAAAUGAGGUAAUCUACUGCAAACAUAAUUAUCCUGUAUUUUCCAUUUGGCUGGGUCUUGAAAAAUGCUAUCUGUUAGUUAAAAAUAUGAAUGUAUUUGGCUGUGAUACUGGCACUAUAAAUGUGGCUCAUCUAGUUGGUUUUAGUGAAAUUAUAAGAAAUAUUUUAUACACAGCGCUAUGGAUGUGACACUUUCUUACAGUAUUUGGCUUAAAAUAUAUUGCUUUAAACCAUGACUUUAUGUUAAGAAGUCCAUUUUUUUCUAUGAAUCUAUUUAAGUAUUUAAAUUGUUAUUUUGUUUGUAGUAGAACAGAUAUCAGACCACUUGUUUACAGAACUGUUCAACUAUUAAUGAAUAAAUUAUGAAUAUUGAUGUUUGUAUUUUGUAAUGUCACUUUUGCAAAAAACAAUGAAGUGAACUUGUAAUAAUAAACUGAAAUUGUUUACACAAAUUUUUCGAGUGUGCCUGUUUUUUAAAUGAUGCU